Molecule: messenger RNA, 769 nt
Organism: Tripterygium wilfordii
Lineage: Eukaryota; Viridiplantae; Streptophyta; Magnoliopsida; Celastrales; Celastraceae
Product: probable plastid-lipid-associated protein 12, chloroplastic
Exons: 3
Coding region: 1-369 (122 amino acids)
Source: RefSeq, a predicted model, not a curated record
AUGUAUGGCGCCAAAUGCAUUCCUUCAGCAAUGGCACUGAAAUUUUGUGCAACAAAUUCGGGACUCCAAUUCAAUUCAUCACACACAUCAUCUCCAUCACUCAAGCCCAAACCUCUUGUUGGUCUCAGAUCCCACAGAUCCUUCAAAAGCUAUCGAAACCAAAGGCGUCUUCAGAUCUGUCAAUCCUAUUUGGUCGAUGAACAACAGCAGGAGACCUCGUUCUCUGACGCAGAGAACCAGCUCAUCGCGAUCGGGAUCCAAGGUUGUGGCCGAUCCGCUUCUCCUCGCCAGCUCAAUGAUGUGGAGCUGGCGCUGAAAGUUCUAGAAGGAUUGGGAGGCGUACCUGAUCCAACUGCAGACGGACUCUAGUUUGAUUGAAGGUCGCUAGAAACUGAUGUUUAUUACCAGACCAGGAACAGCAUCUUCGAUUCAGGUUUGGAUGUUAUUCUCUGCUUUAUAUAUAUGACAAUUUGACUGAUGCAUACAUCUUCAGUGUUUGUAUGGCUCCAUUAAUGGCUUCAAAUAUACGGCCAGCAUGUGCUUGUUGAAAGUACAGAACCAUCUGAGCAAAACCUACCUCUUUUGAUUUUGGAAGGGAAAGUUAGAAUAGGUUUUUUCUUGAGUAAGGAUUGUUAUUUUUGUAUGUUGAUGAUUUUCUAAGCCUUUUUUAUUGCUCCUUCAAUCAAUCAAUUUGUUGAGAAAUAACAAACUUGUUAGAGGUAGUAAGCUGCUUUUGUGUGAGAGAGACCAACGGGCCAGGUGUCCGAUA